Haplochromis burtoni (Burton's mouthbrooder) is the source of this 1622-nucleotide messenger RNA. It is a transcript of the gene kcng3, whose product is annotated as potassium voltage-gated channel, subfamily G, member 3. The coding region runs from base 340 to 1602 and encodes 420 amino acids. Gene Ontology annotation, molecular function: delayed rectifier potassium channel activity. The record is from RefSeq and is a predicted model, not a curated record. The transcript has 2 exons. Gene Ontology annotation, biological process: protein homooligomerization; potassium ion transmembrane transport. Gene Ontology annotation, cellular component: voltage-gated potassium channel complex; membrane. NCBI's taxonomy places the organism in Eukaryota, Metazoa, Chordata, Actinopteri, Cichliformes, Cichlidae.
UUAAAUCACAUAUUACGCUCUAUACUCCUGUUGCUUAUGGAUUUUUCUCUGCGUGUGUCCGCGCGCGCGCUUGUGACAUCACUGAUGGGAUUGGCUGGAGCUGACUGGGGGGAUGAGUCUCUUCUUCAGGCUACAGAGGGAGACGGAGAAUAGAGUCAAUGACAGAGGGAAGAGUUAACAGUUAGCAGCCACGGACCUCAGCGCAGGGCCACCUUCACUCAAAGCGAACCACGCCCCGGGGCAGGGGAGACGAGUUCCCCAAGUGCCCAAACUCCUGCGAUGCAAGGAAGAAUGGACUGUGAAGAGUUCUUUUAGGCUUUCAUGAUUUAAGUUGUCAAAAUGAAGUUCGGGAAGAGCAUCUGCGUGCUUAACGUCGGGGGAACCCGGUACGCCUUCACCCGUGAGGUGAUCAGGGAUUUCCCUCUUCGACGCGUCAGCCGCCUGAUUGCCUGCGCAACCGAGAAAGAGGUCCUCGAACUCUGCGAUGACUACGAUCGGGACCGGAAUGAGUUUUUCUUCGACCGCCACGCUCAGGCUUUCGUGUUUAUUAUGUUGUACGUGCGCUCCGGCAAACUCCGAUUUGUUCCCGGAGUGUGUGAGCUGUCCUUCUACACAGAGAUGCUCUACUGGGGACUGGAGAGCGCGCACUUGGACUCCUGCUGCCAGAAACGCCUGGACGAUAGGAUGUCCGACAUCGGACUGGACACACUCUCUGAGGGGGACAUCGAGGAUGAGCCCCAGAGCACAGGGGAGUCAGUGCAAGAGGCUGAGCUCACAUGUCGCGCUAGGUGGCUCGAGAAAAUGCGCAAGGCUUUUGAGGAGCCCAACUCUUCCCUUGUAGCGCAGCUUUUGGCUUCAGUGUCCGUGAUCUUUGUUAUCGUUUCUAUGAUCAUGCUGUGCGCUAGCACCCUGCCGGAUUGGGAUACAGCCAAGAGAACUACUGUGGAGGAACACAGGAUAGUGGAGGCAGUGUGUAUUGGCUGGUUCACGGCAGAGUGCAUAGUGCGCUUUCUGGUGGCUAAAGACAAGUGGGACUUCCUCCGAAGGCCACUCAACAUCAUCGACGUGAUUGCCAUUACCCCUUACUAUGUCACUAUGGCGAUGGCCCGGGCAGGGAUGCCGGGUGCUGGGCUCGGGGUUGCUGGAGUCAUACUGCGAGUCCUGAGGAUGAUGAGAGCGUUCUGGCUCAUGAAGCUGGCCAGACACUUCCUGGGACUGCAGACUCUAGGGUUGACUCUCAGGCGCUGCUACCGAGAGAUGGUCAUGUUGAUGGUGUUUGUCUGCGUUGCCAUGGCUAUAUACAGUGCCCUGGCCCAGCUACUGGAACACGGCUUGGAUCUCGAGACCCAGAACAGUGAUUAUGCCAGCAUCCCUGCUGCUGCCUGGUGGGUUAUUAUUUCAAUGACAACAGUGGGUUACGGGGAUGUGUACCCGGUAACAAUCGGAGGACGGGUGCUUGGGGGAAUGUGUGUAGUGAGCGGCAUUGUGCUCCUGGCGCUGCCCAUCACAUUCAUCUACCACAGUUUUGUUCAGUGCUACCAUGAACUCAAACUGCGCUCUGCCAGAUAUGCACGCAACCUGUCGGCAGAAAUGCUGCAAUGAACAUGUCCUAUCCUGCCUAC